Messenger RNA from Microdochium trichocladiopsis, 764 nucleotides. RefSeq lists its product as uncharacterized. The coding region runs from base 1 to 528 and encodes 175 amino acids. The transcript is spliced from 2 exons. NCBI's taxonomy places the organism in Eukaryota, Fungi, Ascomycota, Sordariomycetes, Xylariales, Microdochiaceae. The record is from RefSeq and is a predicted model, not a curated record.
AUGCCCAGCACAGCCAUCACAACACAGCUGAGCCAAGAAAGCCAUGGCCGACGACGCGAGAAGCAAGUCGAACGUGCCGCUACUGCUGUGGCCAAGAGUCUUGUUUAUUCCAGACUCACACCCAUCACAUCGCCCCCAUCGCCAAGCUGGUUCUGUGCAGGCAGUGCUGUGGCGCAACACCACUGCCCUCGCCUUGACGUGGCACAGGCUGUGGACCUUACAAUUCGAGGCCUUGCACAGCACGAGCCAGCGUCGCUACCCGCCUCGGAGGACGAAGGCGAGUCAGUGCUGGGGGCUCAGGACGGCAAGCUGGUCGCGUGCCUCAGUCGCAUUCCUGUCCAUGACUUGCUACCCGGACACAUACUAUGGGCCGUCGACAUGGAGUUUCCUGGUUCCCCUGCGCCGCCAACCCAGCAUAGUUGGAGGUCACAACAAAAGUCCCUGGCGGUCGACAGUCCCAUGGGAUGGGGUUAUUGCUGCCUAAAAGUCGACACCCGUGCAAAUACCAUGUACACACUGCCCGCUUGAUUAGUCUCAUCUGGCAUAAGCAGUCCAAAGCAGAUACCCCAUCGGCGAGCAGCGUGUCAAGAAAUUCGCAAGUCAACGCGUGGCAGUAGAGGGGUUUUCUCCCAGGACAUGCGGAUAGUGCAGUAUGCCACUUUGUUUGCAUCGAUGGUCUUCCUCCCACUUCAUACUUGAGAAGCGCUGCUGUCGUGAUGCGGAGAAUCUAGUAUGAAGAUAUGCCGAGCAUCCAAACAAAGCAC